Perca fluviatilis (European perch) is the source of this 424-nucleotide messenger RNA. RefSeq names its product histone H2A-like. The transcript has a single exon. Gene Ontology annotation, molecular function: protein heterodimerization activity; structural constituent of chromatin; DNA binding. Gene Ontology annotation, cellular component: nucleosome. Lineage: Eukaryota; Metazoa; Chordata; Actinopteri; Perciformes; Percidae. Bases 14 to 397 code for a protein of 127 amino acids. The record is from RefSeq and is a predicted model, not a curated record.
AGAGCAUCUGAAAAUGAGUGGACGAGGGAAAACCGGAGGAAAAGCCAGAGCUAAGGCAAAGACCCGCUCCUCCCGUGCCGGGCUCCAGUUCCCAGUCGGCCGUGUUCACAGGCUGCUCCGUAAAGGAAACUACGCUCAGCGUGUGGGAGCCGGCGCCCCCGUCUACCUGGCGGCUGUGCUGGAGUACCUGACCGCUGAGAUCCUGGAGCUGGCUGGAAACGCUGCCCGCGACAACAAGAAGACCCGUAUCAUCCCCCGUCACCUGCAGCUGGCUGUCCGCAACGACGAGGAGCUCAACAAGCUGCUGGGCGGAGUGACCAUCGCUCAGGGCGGCGUGCUGCCCAACAUCCAGGCCGUCCUGCUGCCCAAGAAGACCGAGAAGCCCGCCAAGAAGUAAAACUGGAGACUCUCUGACUGCUGGAAA